AUGGCCUUUCCAAGAGUUGUAUUAGUGCUCCUUAUGCCUCUUCUUUUUGGCUCUUUCAUGGUUUCCUUUACUGGUAAUUUCUACAAUGAUUUUGACAUUACAUGGGGAGAUGGGCGUUCUAAGAUACUCAAUAAUGGAGAGCUUCUCACUCUCAGCCUUGACAAAGCCUUUGGCUUAGGAUUUCAGUCCAGGAAUAAGCAUCUUUUUGGAAAUAUUCAUAUGCAAAUCAAGCUUGUCCCUGGCAACUCUGCUGGCACUGUCGCUGCCUACUAUGUAAGUUGGUCUACAUGGGAUGAGAUAGACUUUGAGUUCUUGGGGAAUUUGAGUGGUGACCCUUACAUUCUUCACACUAAUGUGUUUAGCUAA
Messenger RNA from Ricinus communis (castor bean), 366 nucleotides. RefSeq names its product probable xyloglucan endotransglucosylase/hydrolase protein 23. The transcript is spliced from 2 exons. Gene Ontology annotation, biological process: carbohydrate metabolic process. The record is from RefSeq and is a predicted model, not a curated record. Bases 1 to 366 code for a protein of 121 amino acids. Gene Ontology annotation, molecular function: hydrolase activity, hydrolyzing O-glycosyl compounds. Lineage: Eukaryota; Viridiplantae; Streptophyta; Magnoliopsida; Malpighiales; Euphorbiaceae.